AUGAAGAUGGCAGGAAGAGCGACAGGGAAGGGAAAAAAAUAUGCAGCGGGGGAAAAGAAUGAGAUCAGGGGGAGGUCACAGUUUGGAUUUCCUAGGCGAAGAGGCGUGUUGGUUGGAAGUUACGAAGGAGGGGAGGCAAAGUGCCAGCAAGAGGCUAAGGCAGGGUGCGCGCGACAGAAAACGAGCGACUGGGAGAAGAAAUGUCGGACGGGGAGAUCCACCAAGUCCAGAGCUGCUCGAUACAUGGACAAUAGUGAACCAGGUUUGUACCAGAGUAGACCAGGCGGAAAGGCUAAUGUGACCCCAGGAAGGAGGCUCGAUAUCGAAGGAGUCGAUACCACACCACCGAAGAGACGGUCCGACACCGCGCAGCUGGCUACAGUAGGAGAUGAAAAAGAGCGGCAAGUCGAGCAUCAAUGGAUGAUGGUACAGUCGUGGCCUAGCCGUACUUUGGGGGAGGCCAAAGAUUGGACCAUGAUGUCACACCCUACUGUCCAUCGCCUGCUUCCCAGGCUUUCUCGACGGUUCCAUCGCGGUCUGGACGGCCUCGCUCACCCUCCAUCGCGGACGAGGGGUAAGCUAAGGCAAGGUCUGUCAGAGGUGUCUCUGAUUUUGCGAUUUUUUGCACCCUCAAGUUGA
Aspergillus calidoustus is the source of this 639-nucleotide messenger RNA. The record is from the annotation of a GenBank genome assembly. Lineage: Eukaryota; Fungi; Ascomycota; Eurotiomycetes; Eurotiales; Aspergillaceae.